UCGGUUUAGUUCAUUUCCGCAGCUGGCGGCGAUGGAAGCCACUGGGAGCCGCGAUAACGAGUGCUUGUGAAAUGAGAUUUUGAAUUGGUUUCGGAAUCAAACCGAAGAUCGCAAAACGCAGAUCGAAAGUCGUGGGGAUCGGGAUUCGUGGAACGCGGAGAGUGUCUACUUUUUAGCAUUGGACAAGUCAAGGAGUGGUUCCUACAACCUUGAACUUGGGCCCUAUUCCCCCCUUUUGCAUCUCAAUUAGCUGUGGGCCAGUCAGUCUGCCAGUCAUUCAGUGAGUGAGUGAGUGAGUGCAUCUCGUAGUGUAUCGGUUAUAAAAAUAAAAACACGACGGAGGCAGCACCCAUCGAAAUAAAAACUAAAAACCGCUGGCGCAGGAAGAGCUCUACUGCCAAUUGGCGCGUUUGCCAAGGAAGAUACUAUACGGAACCCAUUGGGAUUACACAGAUAGUAUAUAGUUUUUUAGAGAGCCAUCGUCAUGGAGAAGAAGGUCUACCAGGACACAACCCGACCUCUGCCCAGGGUUUCCCGGACUCGGUACUACAAUAGACAAGACAAGAGCGAUCUGGGCGAGGACUUUGUGGCGCCCGACGGGGGAUGGGCGUGGCUCGUUUGCGUCGCCGCUGGCGUGUCCAAUCUCUCCAUUUAUCCCUGCCUGCAACAGUUUGGCUUCCUGUUCAGGGAGCGGCUCUCCGAUCUGGGAAUGUCCAGUUCCCAGAUCACGGCGAUCAUCAACACAAAUCCGGCCGUAUCGGCCUGCACGGGUCUGCUGAAUGGACCGAUGUUCAGGAGGUUUACAUUUCGACAGGUGGCAAUGGCGGGAGCACUCCUAAUCUCGACCGGCAUCGCUCUGACCGCCUUCUGCGAAACCUUUCUGGGCUACAUGGUGGCUUACGCCCUUCUUUUUGGCUUCGGAAUGGGGAUCAGUGUGUCGGCCUCCUCGCUGGCGAUCAACACGUACUUCCAGAAGAAGCGCCGCCGGGCGGCGGGUUUCUCGUGGACGAUAACGGGACUGGGCCCGAUCUUCCUGCCCCAUUUGGUCACCUUCCUGCUGACCAUCUACGGGGUGAAGGGCACGACGCUCCUCUUCGCUGCCAUCUCGCUUCACGCUUUUGUUUGUGCGCUGAUCUACCAGCCAGUGCGGUACCACGUGAAACCGGCGGAGGAGCCACCGGAUCAGGAGCAGCAACAGCAGCCGGAGCACCUGUGUGCCCAUUGUGCCUGGCAGCAGAAGCGAGAGCCCGGGGGCAUCUUCUCCAGUCAGUAUCUGUGCCAGGAUGACGAUGUCCAGCGACCAGGCUACGAGAUCUGUGAGCCUGGCACUCCGAUGCUCUCGCGGGCCAACGAUGGUUACUUUGGAUCCCGCAUGUCACUCACCUCGGGUCGCCUUCGCUUCCGUACCAUUUCGAGUUCCAAGGACUUGGAGCAAACCCAGCGAUUGCACUGUCCAAUCAGCGAAGAGCAAAACAGCGAUUCCGAUGAGUUCCUGCGACCGAACAACUUUCGGCGGGAGCGCGUUGAGUCCAAUUUGGAGGCCAAGUUGUGUUGUCGAUGCGCCGAAAAGCGGGAGGAGCACAACAAUAAUCACAGAAGGGAAAGGCUGCAGGAGGAGGAGGAGGAAGUGGAGAUACCUCGGCACGAUCCGCAGAUGAGUUUCCUGGCCAAGGUGGUGGCCUUUUUCGAUCUGGACUUGCUGCGCGAUUUCACCUUCGUGAAUCUGGUUGCCGGACUCACGAUAAUUAACUUUGGGGAACUGAACUUCUCCAUUCUGACACCCUUUAUCCUGGUGGACUUUGGAUUCGACAAUCCACAAAUCACGUUGGCCAUGUCCCUGCUGGCGGGAUUGGACAUAACUAUGCGCUUCUUUGUGCCCUUCCUCACCGAGAAGAUACCGUGGGACAAUCGGGUGUUCUUUCUCAUCGGCGUCGUGGGAAUCGCCUUGGGUCGAACGGUGGUGGCCUGCACGAGAUCCUACAGCAUGAUCCUCGGCAGCUUCGUGUGGAUCGGUCUCUGCAAGGGCGUCCGCACCAUCUUCUGGCCACUGAUCAUCCCAGGUUACGUGCCGCUCAACCGCUUGCCAGGCGCCUCCGGACUCCAACUGCUCAUCUCCGGAUUGUUCACCCUGAUUGGGGGUCCAUUUGUGGGCUUGGUGCGUGAUCGCUAUAACUAUUCAGUCACCCUGCACUGUCUCAAUAUGAUGUCCUUCCUGGCGGCAGCGUCCUGGAGCCUGGAGGCCCUGGUUCGCAGGUAUCUUCGGAAAAGACGAUUAGGGGACAGGCGACGAGAGCCCUCGGAACCUUUAUCCAACUCAAAGACAUAGUAGCACAAUAAGAACCUUUUUUUUUGCUAGUUUUUAAGGAAAUGUUUUGUAAAAUAAAUGUACCAAAAGAACAGCUAUA
Messenger RNA from Drosophila ficusphila, 2405 nucleotides. RefSeq lists its product as uncharacterized. Bases 485 to 2326 code for a protein of 613 amino acids. The record is from RefSeq and is a predicted model, not a curated record. Gene Ontology annotation, biological process: transmembrane transport; monocarboxylic acid transport. Gene Ontology annotation, molecular function: monocarboxylic acid transmembrane transporter activity. Lineage: Eukaryota; Metazoa; Arthropoda; Insecta; Diptera; Drosophilidae. The transcript is spliced from 5 exons.